CCCUUAUACCAGUACUUUGUGUUUGGAUGCUCUUCAAAAUGACAAAACAGACAAACCAUCUUCUGAAAAGGGGUUUAAACUAGAAGGUUAUUUCAGCAAGUGGCUGUGAAGAAAGGAACAACUCUGGAACGUUUCCCUCUAAACAGAACUAUGAACACGACCUCAGUAUUCCAGACGGACUGCCCUGAAGUGAAAGUCCCGGUCCCUCUCUUCCUUACCAUGGGAUUAGUGAGCUUGGGUGAGAACUUCCUGGUUGUGUUAGCCGUCAUACGAAAUAGGGAUCUUCACUCGCCCAUGUACUGCUUCAUCUGCAGCCUGGCAGCAUUCAACACCAUCGCCAGCCUUACCAAAACCUGGGAGACCCUGAUGAUUGUGUUGGCCGACGUGGGGCAGCUGGAGAAAAGAGGCUCCUCUGAGACAAAGUUGGACGAUGUGAUGGACUCCCUGCUGUGUAUGUCGUUCGUUGGCUCCAUCUCGAGUUUCCUGGCCAUUGCUGUGGACCGUUACAUCACCAUCUUCCAUGCACUGCGAUAUCACAACAUUAUGACAAUGCAACGCACCAGGGCAGUCUUGGGUGUCAUCUGGACAAUGUGUGGGGUGUCAGCCGUACUUAUGGUGAGGUUCUUUGCCGCUAAGUUCACCAUGAUCUGCUUUGUCGUCUUCUUCGUCGUCUCCUUGGUGAUUAUCUGCUUCCUCUAUGUCUACAUGUUCAUGCUGGCUCGCAUCCAUGCCCUGAAGAUUGCAGCUCUGCCCACCAGUGGCGUGGGUAAGUGUCGUUGGAGGUGCUGCAGCAUGAGAGGGGCCCUGACUCUCACCAUCCUGUUCGGGACAUUUAUCGUGUGUUGGGCGCCGUUUUUUGUCCACCUUAUCAUCAUCAUGGUGUGCCCCGCGAACCCAUACUGCGAGUGCUACCGAUCGCUAUUCCAGCUGCACAUGGUGCUGCUGAUGAGUCACGCCCUGAUUGACCCAGGCAUCUAUGCCUUCCGCAGCGCAGAGCUCAGACAAACCUUCAGGAAGAUGCUCCUUUGUUCAACUUGGAAGCCAUGCUCAUAGAGAAAACUUGUUUCUGCUUUAUAUUCUAUGUUCUCUGUACAUGCAGAGCACUUUACGUUCACUGUUUUGCAUAUAUUUAUAUUACAUAACAUGUUGUUUUUUAUCCAAAGCAACUUACAAUUAGUGCAUUCAACAUCUAUGAGCGGCCAUUUAGGGGUUCAGUAUCUUGCCCAAGGACACAUCGGCAUGCAGAUGGGAAAGACUGAGGAUCAAACCGUCGACAUUCUGGUUGGAGGACGACCAUUCUACACCUCAGCCACAGACACCCAAUUUUAUAUGUAUUUAUAUAUGUAAAAUAUAUCUAACACAGUGAAUGUAAAGUAUAUAAAUAUACUUAAUGUACAUAUUCAAGCAACAUUUACAACUAAACAAUGUCAGUUUGUUCCAAAAAUCAUCUCAUUAUCCUGUUUUUGUGUAUGCAUUAAAAUGCU
This is a messenger RNA of Hippoglossus stenolepis (Pacific halibut), 1484 nucleotides long. It is a transcript of the gene mc2r, whose product is annotated as melanocortin 2 receptor. Gene Ontology annotation, biological process: G protein-coupled receptor signaling pathway. Gene Ontology annotation, cellular component: membrane. NCBI's taxonomy places the organism in Eukaryota, Metazoa, Chordata, Actinopteri, Pleuronectiformes, Pleuronectidae. The record is from RefSeq and is a predicted model, not a curated record. The coding region runs from base 151 to 1053 and encodes 300 amino acids. The transcript has 3 exons. Gene Ontology annotation, molecular function: melanocortin receptor activity.